UGAGUGCAGCAGCAGGGGGAAGACUGGGUUGGGCCAGGGCUCGUGGCUGUCCCCGCUGGCACUGCCCACAGUCCCUGCUGCCUCCCAGCUCCCUCGCCCCCUCUCCUUCCUGACCGCAGGGGCCUGAGGCUCGUGCCGCAGCUCCCUCAGCCGCCAUCCAGCUCCCACCCAGCCCCACUGACGUGCUUCUCUCUCUUUCAGACCAUGGUUUCGGCAGCUUUCUAUUUCCUGGCGUUUUUGGGCAUAGUCAUCAGCCCACAGAAAGUCGGGGAUGAAUUGGAUGAAGCUACAAAUGCGCGCAUGCGGCGGUAUGCGGAGGAGAUGCAAGAACGCAUGGCGCAGCUCCUGUUGGAAAUUGAGGCGCUAGAGAAGCAGCAGAGCUCGAUGCAUAUGGGAGCCCUGCUCUUAUCUGCGAUGCAGACUUGGCAGUUCUGGGCCAGUCUUGGUUUUAUUCUCCUCUUAAUUUGGCUGUUGUUUUGGCUUCGUAAAAAGUUCGAGGUGUUUGAUGACAGCAGCGACGAGGAGAGCUCCAGCAGCGAUGAGGACUUGGAAGAACCAGCGCUCAACGAUGAAUCGAAUACAUCCAUUUCUAUUGCAGAGAGCAUCCAGCGGCAGCAGGUAAACCUGACCAACUACUGCCGGCUUGUGGAGGAAAUGGUGCGCGGCUUUUGCCGUGCCUGUGACUGGGUCUUUAAGGACACUUUCUCUCCAGUGCUGCAGACACCCAUUGGAGUGGGCAGUGCUUUUGAAGGCUGGAGUCCCCGGGAGGGUGAUACGGUCUACCGCUGCCUUAUUCCCAUGACAGCUCCUCGUGGGCACUCCUUCCACGUGGAGCAGAACACCAAAUGGAAUCUGCCAUCAAAGGUCUCUCGUAUUCGCGUGAAGCUGGAGUGCACGUGCUGGAGGGAGCAGGAGUUUGGGAAUAUGCUGUGCUUCCUCCACAACCCUGUGGAGGAGCUGAGAAGAAAUCAGGAACCCAGCCUCCUACGAACUAUGUGCACUCGCUCCUACUUGGAUGUGCGUAAAGUCUCCUCCUGGUUCCAGCAGCUGGCGAAAUUAUCCUGGAAAUCUGUGCCUCAUUCAUCUUCAUGGCUGGUUAAAGUACUGAAAACCAGACGCUCUUGCAUGCUUCGUUUGAUUGAUGACACCGGAUCAACCGUGUUCGUUGAGAUGAUGUUUGGGGUACAACAAGGUGAUACGGACAUUUUUCUGAGCAGCGAUUACUCUGAGGCUCCCGUUACCCCGGACACAGUAUGGCCACAGAGCUGCGCAGUGGCAGAGAUGAAGUUCUUCCGGAACAUAGCCGCGAAUGCCCAGCAGGACAGUUUCCACCUCGGAUGCAUGCAGCUCUGUGCCCGUAUCGCGCUGGGCAGUUAUUUUACCAGCUAUAUGAUGAAGACAGUCGUCAUGCACCUGCUGAACACCAUCCCUUUGGAAAGAUGGCACAGGAGGGAGUUUUUGCAGCGCAUGGAUGACAUCAUGGAGUACCUGUGCUCGUGCCUGAGGAAGAAAUGCCUGGACCACUUCUGGUUAGGAAACGAGCAAAUGCCUGAGGAGUUCAUCUUGCCUCCGGAUUUCCAAACAUCCAGACCACCCAACCUCUUCCAGCACAUGGCAAAGGACCCGGAUCAAUACACCCAGGCGCACACUGAUUUCCAUGAGCUGCAAGAGCAGCUCAUGCAAAUGCUGAACUUUGGGAACUGAGAGAGGCCUUCAUGCAGAGCUCUCCGGGGCACUCUGCUGACAGCAGGCAAUGACCUCCCACCACAGAAAGAAGAGGGGAGAACGCAGGACACAGAAGAGGAUGGGAAAACUCCGUGCAGCAACCCACUGCCAAGUGUGGCAAGAUUCCCGUGUGGACAAUCUACCAAGCGUAGUAACCACUGAUGACUACGGUGGCUACAACCACAACUGCUUGCCACGUGCUGCAGAGCUGAGCAUGCUGGACAUGGAGAAGAUGCUGCUCAGUUGGCAGUGGGAAUUGCUCCUCCGUGUUCUCUCCACAGCAAAACCACCCUUGCGGGAGGCACACCCCAUGCUGCUGCUUGAAGCAGAGGCUUUGUUACCAGCUGGACAGUGACCAUCUAGCUCUUGCACAUUGUCCAUUCACUCCGGGAGCUCGGCCUCCCCAAAACCCUAAUAUAUUGCUUGCUUAAACAAAUGCUUUGUCCGUGAGUGUCUGUACCACACUUGGUCAGGACAGGCAGGCAUGAGAUGCUGACAGCUUGGCUGCCACAGCAUCGGGGAGCAUUUUGCUGAGGAGCUGAUCCAAGAAGCUUCUUCUCUCUCAACUCCCCCGUGCUAUGUCUGUGGCAGUCUUCCUCUCUCUGCUGGUUCUGAGCCUUUUCCACACCCUACACAAUAUGGGAAAACGCUUGAGAGGUGUUCUGCAACUGUCAUACCAAGAGAGAUAUAAAUGUGCCAGUGCUCUAAAAGCCCAGCAUCCUUCCUCUUUGCACUCAUACACUGCAGAACACAGGCAGUUCUUCCAUGGUGUGCAAAUCAAACGGUGUCCACAUCAUGUAGUCUAGGUAUGGUAGGGCUUUGUUUCCACCCCUGGGGCAGUCGAUUCCCGGUGUAUUAGACACCCCUCAAAGUAAGAGCAAACUGUGGCCUGCACUCUGCUGCCAAAGGGAUGGUCUCAAUUAGCUAUAUCAAUUAGCUAUCUCAAUUGCAGCGUACCACUUGGCUGCCUUUGAUUCCAGUUCGUACUGGAGUUCUAGCAUGUCAGGCACCGCAGCACUCAGCAGUGGCAUGACUUUAUUCAGGCCACGAUAGUCCACUCACCAUUAGACCUUCGCACUGGCCAUAUGGGACUAUGAAAGGGUGAGUGAAUCUUGCUGAUCAUCCCAUGGCUCUCCAGUUGAUGAAUUAGCUUAUGGAUGAGAAUGGGGGGUCUCGGUUGGUGCCAUAUUGCUGCCGGUGCACAGCUGUGGUGGCAAUUGGCACCUGCUGUUCUUUGACGCUCAGCAACCCAACAGAAGGGUCCUCCCAGAGACUGGGC
Anas platyrhynchos (mallard) is the source of this 3004-nucleotide messenger RNA. RefSeq names its product inositol 1,4,5-trisphosphate receptor-interacting protein-like 1. Gene Ontology annotation, cellular component: membrane. The record is from RefSeq and is a predicted model, not a curated record. NCBI's taxonomy places the organism in Eukaryota, Metazoa, Chordata, Aves, Anseriformes, Anatidae.